AUGUCACACCAGUUAACAAAGCGCGGACUUCACCAUGAUUCGCUUGGUCAAAAUCAAAAGUUUUCUCUUAAAGAUUGGUCUAACAACAAUCAACUUAAAUCUCGAAUUUCAUGCGAUCAACAGAAGUUGGCAGACCGCGUGAUUUGUGAAGCGUCUCGAGUCAUCGAUGAGACGAAGGAAAUAACGAACAAGUUUAAGAAGGAAACUGAUUACCGUCUCGAAGAGCGAAUCGCACAUAUUGCAUUUACUGUUGAAGAAUUGCGAGAACAGAAAAGGUUUGGUGAAAAGGAGCAAGAGAUUUUGAAGGAUAUGAAAAAUCGAAUUGAACAUGCGAUUGAUUCGAUUAGAAGUGACGCUCUAGUCGUCUGUGAAAAGUGCAUCAUUAUGCGAGAAAACCGAACCGGAAUUGAUAAUGUCGAUGACGAUGUGGAGAAGAGCUUGCGAAAAGAACGUGAAACGAUUCUUGGUACGCUUUCUAUUCUCGACAACCUUCUUACAGAGACCAUCGAGCAGAUAAGAAAAGUCAGAGCAGCGAUAUAUCUACUCGAUCGUGACCUAGCAAACAAAGAGUCGUCACUUCAUAUCGACCAACAGAAUCUUGUACUGCGUGAAAAUCAGAUCGACAUGAAGAUUUAUGAAGGCAAAAUGGAUUUAGAUCCUUUCAACUCAACAGUGCUUGAAUGGACAAGAGAAACGACGAAAAAUAUUGAGCUUUGCAAGCAGGAAAUCAAAUGUGCUAUGUCGUUGCGUUCAUAUGUUGAAAUCUUCCUGAAGCAAGCAGUCGAGGAUAUUUCGAAUCAUUUUAAUCGCACAAACGAACAAUUUCGCUUACGUAUGGAAGAAAUGCGCUAUGCAAAAAUUAAACUCGAAGGCUUACAUUGUGGAACAGCGAACCAGGUUAACGAUUUGACCAGAAAUAUUACGACGUUAGAGAAAGAGUUGGCUGAAAAGGAACGUUAUGUGGCGUUAUCUCAAAUGAGAUUGGGAAAUCGUGCUCAACGAAUUGGGAUUGAAUUAUGUAAAGAUAAAGCUCACGACACUUUGAUUAGGGAAUUGAUAGCACUCAAAGAUACUUAUCAGAAGUUGUCUCACAUGAUAGAUCAGGUUCAUUCAGUUAUUUUAAUAAGAAAACUUUAA
Clunio marinus is the source of this 1137-nucleotide messenger RNA. NCBI's taxonomy places the organism in Eukaryota, Metazoa, Arthropoda, Insecta, Diptera, Chironomidae. The record is from the annotation of a GenBank genome assembly.